This is a messenger RNA of Anoplophora glabripennis (Asian longhorned beetle), 1775 nucleotides long. Its product is annotated as probable cytochrome P450 6a14. The record is from RefSeq and is a predicted model, not a curated record. The transcript has 7 exons. Gene Ontology annotation, molecular function: heme binding; iron ion binding; monooxygenase activity. Lineage: Eukaryota; Metazoa; Arthropoda; Insecta; Coleoptera; Cerambycidae. The coding region runs from base 3 to 1544 and encodes 513 amino acids.
UUAUGAUCGACUGUAUACAGCGAAUAUUGGUGAACGCAUUCUGUUUGGUUGUGGCAAUAUUGGUGGUGGCUUUGGCUUGUUUCAGAUGGAGAUAUCAAUACUGGAAGAGAAAAAAUGUUCCUUAUCUCGAACCGUCCAUACCGUUCGGAAGCAUAGGCAACAUAUUGCUGGAGAACAGGGAUGUGAACAUUGCUAAGAUUUACGAAAAAGUGAAGUCUAAAGACUGGAAGUAUUGCGGGUUGUAUAUGUUACUCUCCCCUGUAUUCCUGGUGGUGGAUAUAGACCUGGUGAAACGUAUUCUGGCGUCGGAUUUCCAAUACUUUAACAGCAGAGGCACUUACACCAACGAAGUCGACGACCCAGUAGGUUGCAACUUGUUCUCUCUAUCUGGCAAGAAAUGGAAAAACCUCAGAACCAAACUGACUCCAGCUUUCUCCUCUGGCAAGUUAAAGAGCAUGUUCCAGACCGUAGUAGAUUGCGGACUGGCCCUUGAGGAACACCUUCAGGAAAACUAUUUAGGAUCGGAUCCCCUCGAUGCCAAAAACGUCAUGCAAUGCUUCUCCACCGACGUCAUAGGCUCGUGUGCCUUCGGCAUAGACUGCAACAGUUUCAAGGACCCCAACACCAAGUUCAAGGAGGUCACUAACAAGUUCUUCUUUUCCUCCAAACUGGACGCCGUUCUGUGGCUGUUCGUAGACAACUUCCCCGUGCUGUCCAGAUUGCUCAAAAUUCGAAUGGUCAAGAAAGAAAUCGGAGACUUCUUCAUAGAUCUAGUGGAUAGCACAGUGGCUUAUCGAGAAGCAAACAACUACAUGAGGAAGGACUUCAUGCAACAGCUCAUUGACAUCAGGAAUGGAAAAUAUGGGUCGAUAGACCAAUUCAAUGGACAUUCCGAUGAGGUGCCAAGUUUGACAAUGGACGAAAUCGCAGCACAGACCUUCAUCUUCUUCGUGGCCGGUUCAGAAACCAGCGGCACAACUUUGACCUUCGCCCUUUUCGAGAUGGCUAUGCAUCCAGAGAUUCAGGACCGGCUCCGUGAAGAAAUUCUCACCGUCUUGUCGAAACACGACGGAAAAAUCACGUACGAUUCGCUGAAUGAGAUGAAAUACAUGAGUCAGGUGAUAGAUGAGACUCUCAGACUAUACUCCCCAGCUCAAGCCCUGGAAAGACGAUGCCUCGAAGACUACAAAAUCCCCGGGGAAGAUAUAAUACUGGAGAAAGGAACCAGGGUAAUGUUGUCUGUAAAGGGCAUACACUACGACGAAGAUUACUGGCCAAAUCCCAAACAGUUCGACCCCGACAGGUUCAGCGACGAGAACAGGAAGAACAUGAACCCGUUUACUUUCCUUGCCUUCGGCCAAGGACCCAGGAUUUGCGUUGGGGACAGAUUUGGUAGGAUGCAGGUCAAAGUGGGACUGACAUCGGUUUUAAGGAAGUUCAGGGUGAAACUCAACAAGAGAACGAAAGUGCCAUUGACUAUGUCGGAAAAGUCCCUCAUCGCCUCAGCAGAUGGUGAAAUCUGGUUGAAUUUGGAAAAGUUAUAGUUCUUAUAGAAAUGUUCAAGAUUUAGAUAGUGAUGGAUAUUAUCGCAGUCGCCUAGAUGAUACACUGACAAUAUGUAGUACUUUAAGCUAUAUCUUGUGUGUAUGUUUGGUGUUUGAUUCUUUCUUAGCAGAGUAUAGUGAUUGAGACCCAUGGUAUAGUGGUUUCUUGUAGUUGAGAAAUUUUUGAAUUGUUUUAAGUUAUAGUAACACAAAUAUAUCUGUUUGACAGUA